CAGUGUAGGGAGCUCAGCUCAGACGCCUACAUUUCCGGUGGGUCAGUGGGUGGUUGCGGGUGCUGCCGUGCGGCCCUCGAGCGCAUUACACCAGCUACGCAGCCUACGCUACGGUACACAGCACGCACGCAAACCCGCGCGCGACUCCAUCCAACCAACUGAACCACCGCCCUCUCCUUCCCUCCCUCCCACGGUGAGGUGGUGCGGUGACCGUCAUCUUGCUUCUUCGCCGAGUGCUCAUUCGACCAGCGGUGAUGGAAUCGGCGGCGGCGGCGGCGGUUCUGGUGGCGGCGGUGCUCCUCCUCUCCUCCACGCUCGCAGCUUCAGAUUUCUGCGUGUGCCGGUCGGACCAGCCGACGGCGGUGCUGCAGAAGGCGAUCGACUACUCGUGCGGGCAGGGCGCGGACUGCACGUCCAUCCUCUCCAGCGGCGGCUGCUACAACCCCAACACCGUCGCCGCCCACUGCUCCUGGGCCGCCAACAGCUACUUCCAGAAGUUCAGGGCCUCCGGCGCCACCUGCGACUUCGACGGCGCCGCCACCCUCUCCUCCUCCGACCCCAGUUUUUCAGGAUGCACUUUCCCUUCCAGUGCCAGUGCUGCUGGGACAACUGGCACUACGACGACGACCGGCACCUUCAGCCCUGGAGUCGGCACCGGCACCGUCACCGGCACCAAUGGCACCACCGGGAUGGGGAGUACCCUAAGCCCGCCGGGCACCGGCAACUUCGACGGCGCGGCGGCCGGCUUGCUCCCGAGGGCUGACCUGGCAAUCUUCCUCGCCGUCCUCUUCUCGUUCUUGGCAUUGCCAUGAAGUGAUCUCUGCUAGUCCUUGCCAUGGUAGAAGAAACACAGCAGUAGAUCAAACUCCUGUAUUAUUAUUUUUUAACUGUUUUUCAGUAUAUAUAGUUGUCUGAUCUACCAAAAGGGGAAAAAAGUAUUUGCAAAGUUUGAUUGGUUGGAGAGAAUCCAAAUUCCAUCUGCCCACUAGCACUAGGGAUUGCAUUGCUGCUGCUGUUCUUGUUGCUUAGUGUUGUGGGAUGAUGGUGUGAUGGUAUAACUUUUUGGUACUACCUUUCUGUGGUUCAUACAGGCUAGCUGCUGGUGCAUGGUUUGGUUGGUAGGAUGGCAGUCUCUUGUAUUUCUUGUUGUUGUUUUUUUUAAUAAUUUUCUGCUGAUGGUUGGUAGCUUCCUUUUUUACAAAGUCUUUGCAAAUCUAGAGGAAGAUAUACCUGCUGGCUUUAAAUUACGAUUUUUGUUUUCUUUAUGGGAGAGAGAACUUUGAUUUAGGAUUGGUAGUAUGAAGAUGAUGUUGGAACGAUCUUGGGUCCCUAUCAGGGUGUGAUGCUUUUAUUCUUGUAUCGUGGACGGUGGUGAAUGCUUGUCUGUGCCAAUUAUAUUCCCAACAAAAUCAUGCACAUGAUCU
Messenger RNA from Oryza brachyantha (malo sina), 1424 nucleotides. Its product is annotated as PLASMODESMATA CALLOSE-BINDING PROTEIN 3. The record is from RefSeq and is a predicted model, not a curated record. Bases 255 to 812 code for a protein of 185 amino acids. The transcript has 4 exons. NCBI's taxonomy places the organism in Eukaryota, Viridiplantae, Streptophyta, Magnoliopsida, Poales, Poaceae.